Vigna radiata var. radiata (mung bean) is the source of this 1916-nucleotide messenger RNA. Its product is annotated as THO complex subunit 4A. Gene Ontology annotation, biological process: mRNA export from nucleus. Lineage: Eukaryota; Viridiplantae; Streptophyta; Magnoliopsida; Fabales; Fabaceae. Gene Ontology annotation, molecular function: mRNA binding. The transcript has 6 exons. The record is from RefSeq and is a predicted model, not a curated record. Gene Ontology annotation, cellular component: nucleus. Bases 212 to 946 code for a protein of 244 amino acids.
UAGAUUGCGCGUAGUGGGUGGCCCAGCAGUGUUUUUUAUCACCCUCGUCUUUGUUUCUUCCCCUUCUUCGACGAAACCCUAAUCCUCCCACCUUCGCUCUUUCCUUCAACAACCUACUUAAAUCCCAAAUCGCAUUGAAUCUGAUUAUCUAUUCUCUCAGAUCCAAUAUCCGAUUCCGUUCCUCGCCUCUCUCUCUCUCUCACAACCAAAAAUGUCUGCUGCUCUGGAUAUGACGCUCGACGAUAUUAUCAAGAACAACAAGAAGUCUGCCUCCGCCAACACCAGGGGCCGAGGCCGAGCUUCGGGACCCGGACCUGCUCGCCGUCUACCCAACCGGGCCGCAAAUCGCGCCGCGCCGUACGCCACCGCUAAGGCGCCGGAGUCUGCGUGGCAGCACGAUAUGUACGCCGAUCAGCCAGCCGCCGCGGCUUUCGCAGGUCAAGGUGGUCGGGCGUCUUCCAUCGAAACAGGGACGAAGCUUUACAUAUCUAAUCUGGAUUAUGGCGUUUCUAAUGACGAUAUUAAGGAGUUAUUUCUUGAAGUUGGUGACCUGAAACGGCAUACUGUUCACUACGAUAGGAGUGGAAGAUCCAAGGGUACGGCAGAAGUAGUCUUCUCUCGACGUGCUGAUGCUGUAGCUGCGGUGAAGAGGUACCACAAUGUUCAGCUAGACGGGAAACCAAUGAAGGUAGAGAUUGUGGGAACAAAUAUCGCCACACAUACUGCAGCGCCCACUGUUAAUGGGACUUUUGGAAAUCCUGGUGGACCUCCCAGAAGUGGACAAGGGAGAAAUGGGCCACUAGGAAGGCCGCGUGGUGCACCUAGAGGGCGAGGUGGCAGUCGGAGGGGUAGAGGACGUGGUAGAGGUCGUGAUGAAAAGGUAUCUGCUGAAGAUCUCGAUGCUGAGUUGGAGAAGUAUCAUGCUGAGGCUAUGCAAUUGAACUGAAGGAAUCACUGAUAUUCUGUUUUAUUGAUAUUACAUUUGCGGUUGUCAAGGGCAUGUCAGUGAAACACCGCCCAAUUAUGUAUCUUUAUCGAAGUCAUGCUUUUACGGAAAGGAAAGGAUAACUUAGAGUGAAAACUUUUACAGUUGAUAUAUGUAGUUUGGGAUUCUGUUAUCAAAUAUUUAUUUUCCUUGGGUAUGACUAUGAAAUGUGGCUGAAGAAACAGAACUCAGCUUGUAUUAUUCACUCUGGCUCCUUUCAUUGGAUUUAAUCAUUUCUUUAUUCGACAAGUGAGUAUGGAAGUGGGAAUCCUGAUCCAUCUAUGCAUGCACACAGCACAAAGAAAGCAUUGGCUGGAAUGUAGGAGGCUGCAGAAUUCACUCAUUAUGUUGCUUUGUGCUUUGGUUAAAACUAUUGCAAUGGAAUCUUCAAAUAAGGGGAGUAAUUUUUCUCUCAACUAUUUUGGUAAUUUUGGCAUAUUAGCUAGUGAGAUGGAAUCUAUCAUCUUUUCUUCACUGGUUGAGUGCACUGGUCAAGCUAAGAACAUUUCGACAGAUGAAGAGCCUCCGGGAUAAGGAUGCUGAAGGAGUUAGUAUUUUUGGUAUGCUCACUCUGGUUGCAUUCAGAUUAAGUUGUCCCUGUUGUGAAUUGUUUUCUUUUGGCCUAUUCUGUGAUGUGCAAAUUUCGGAAGUGUUAGUCUUUCUUACAAUCCACAUUUUCUCCUAGUGGAACUGAGUGGUAACUAGGGAAGGAGGAACUCGAAGUGCUUACUUUAUUGGGGGUGCUAAUCUGAAUAGCUUUUGCAGUUACAGUCGAACUAAUUGUCAUUAUAGAGCCUGUUGCAUAUAUGCCACCUUACCCUGGGAUGGUAGGGGAUGGUAAAGUAUGCUUUUUACAGAGCCUGUUUCUCCUCUGUACCGGAGGAUUUUCAACUGGUCAAUAUGAUAGCAAAAUAAUGUGUUCAUUUAUAGA